AUGGUCAACUCCACGGUCUACCUGCCGGACGGGCAGCACUUCACCGUCGUGCCUGUCUUUGCCGGCCUCCUCUUCAAGUCCAACGAGCUCAACCCGCACCACUCGCCCUAUCCAGUCGGGUGGACAAUCGUUCUCCAUACCGACGAUGGCGACGAGGGCGGCACGCCGUCAGGCUCGGCCGGUGCGCACGGCCGCGGCGUGCACGCCUUUUCGCGCCCCACGCUGCAGGGCGACUCGCUCUUUCUCUCCUCCGUCAACCAGCCCAGCAGCGCCGAGUUCAAGCCGGCCGCCAGCCCGACGCGCCUGGCCGCCAUGAUGCUGUGGGUGUCGCUCUACUGGUACUUCCAGCAGCCGGCGCCGGAUGUGCUGCUGCCGCCGACGGCACACUCGAGCGGGACGCCGCUGGAUGGGCGGCCGCGGGGCGAGUGGCGGAUCCGGGUGAAGCGGGACGGCAUGCUGCGGGUGCGGAACCUGAUUCCGAAGCUGGAGCGGAUGGGGCUGAUUGUGACGCUGGAGUCGUCGGUCGUCUGCGGCAGCACCACGAACGGCAGUGGUGGUGGUGGGCCGGGCGGCAGCGACACGCCCCGGGCCACGUUUGGCGACGACGACGGAUGGGACCACAUGUAUGUCACGCGCAGCAUGUUUUGGCAGAUCCCGCCGCAGCUGUUCCUCUUCUCUCUGCAGCCCGUCAAGCCGCACGACCACCAUCGCGGACUGAGCGGCGGCAACCUGUCGUCGUUCCCUGGGUCGCCCAUGGCCAGCCGGCCGUCCUCGCCUGGUUCGCCCGAGUUGGGCGAUGCGAGGAAGGCAACGCCGCAAACACUUGGCAUCGGCGAGGCCGCCGAGCUGGCCGACAGCCUAUCCUUGUCCACCGUCGCGACCAACACAGCCGUGCCGGUGGCUGCUCCGUACGCCGUCACCUCCCUCCCCGGCAGCCAGUCGGCCACCCCCACGCCGCCCAUGCUCGCGUCCGUCCAGAGCUUCCCCAUGGGCCCGUUUUACUCCACCUCCCACCUGCCCACCUACUACCCGCCGAGCCCGCUGCGCUACACCAUGACCGGCAAUGUGCGCCACCCGGCCCGCCCACGUCCGCCGCGCAUGGGCGAGGUCUUUUACAACCGCUACAUCCCGUCGGUCCAGCAGUUCCUGUCGUUGCGCGUGGCCUCGCUGUCGCCGCACCCGGUGCCGUACUACGGACCGAGAGCGUCACCGGGCACAGGCGCGUCGUCGGCGCCCCCUGCCGACCGCGCCGCCCUCCUGGCCACCCUCUCCGACGACGCCCUCCUCCAGACCUGGAUGGCCGUGCCGCGCGUCCACAAGUUCUGGGGCGACUACUCGCCCGCCUUUUUGCGCACCGCCCUCGCCAGCCGCCACUCGUUCCCCGUCAUCGGCCUCUGGGACGGCGUCCCCUUUGGCUACUUUGAGCUGUACUGGGUCAAGGAGGACACCUUGGGCCUGCUAAUUGGCGCCCAGGCCGACGACUUUGACCGCGGCCUGCACGUCUUUGUGGGCGAGGAGUGGGCGCGCGGCCGUGUGGCGCUGUGGCUCACGAGCGUCGUGCAGUGGCUGUUUACGAGCGACUACCGGUGCAUGAGCGUGUGCAUGGAGCCGCGCGUCGACAACGAGCGGUUCAUUGCGCACCUGCAGGCGGCGGGCUUCAACAAGCAGCGUGAGAUUACGUUCCGGCACAAGCAGUCGUGGUUUGGACGGCUGCACCGCGACGGCUGGGAAGGGCCGGCGCUGUAA
This is a messenger RNA of Sporothrix schenckii 1099-18, 1746 nucleotides long. RefSeq names its product siderophore biosynthesis protein. The record is from RefSeq and is a predicted model, not a curated record. Lineage: Eukaryota; Fungi; Ascomycota; Sordariomycetes; Ophiostomatales; Ophiostomataceae. The transcript has a single exon. Bases 1 to 1746 code for a protein of 581 amino acids.